Molecule: messenger RNA, 4695 nt
Organism: Leishmania braziliensis MHOM/BR/75/M2904
Lineage: Eukaryota; Euglenozoa; Kinetoplastea; Trypanosomatida; Trypanosomatidae
Exons: 1
Coding region: 1-4695 (1564 amino acids)
Molecular function (GO): protein binding
Source: RefSeq, a predicted model, not a curated record
AUGAAUGCUGCGUACGACCUCUACGUGGAGUGCUGUCGGCGGCGCGGCGUGAAGCCAAACGGCGACAUCGAGGCUCAGGUGCGGGCGUCGGACCUCCUUAGCGUGCGAUUGCUCGAUGCCUCGCACACCUUCCUCGGCCGCCUUGGCGUGCUCGCCGUACUUUUAUUUGUACGGCAGCAUCAGUGCGUAGAAGAGGUGCGCCUUCCACAGAACAGCGUUGAUGAGACAUGCAUGAGCCUCCUGGCAGAUAUCAUCGCCGAAGGUCACCCGAGUUUGCGCAGUGUCGACGUCGCCUGCAACUUCCUCUCCACACCAGCCAUUCGCCAGGUGUGGGACGCGGCGCGGCAAAACACGCGCUUUACUCACCUCGGCCUGGAGGGGUGCGGGGUGAUGGACGAGUGGGUCACACGGCUGCAAGCGACACUGCGGGCCAACAAGGAUAUGGAGUUGUACGGCUACGAACCACAUGGCGUUCCGCGCAGUCCCCACUUGUGGCACACCGUCUUUCUCUUGACGCUUGGCACCAGUGAGGCGGUGCAGGAGUACUGCGAGAAGUGCCUGCCCGUGGUGAACAACUACAUGGCGGACAUGCGGGUGCGUGUAGCGGCCCUCACCCUCAGUGAUGUGGACUCAGCGGAGCAGGUCGAGUCAAAGCUGGCGCGGUGCCAAGAAACUUUCAAUCAUCAAUUGACGUGGUGCAUCGCCCUUCUCGGCGCCGAGCCGCUCUCGACGCGAGAGCUGUUUGCACUGGAGCGAGUGCUGCACCAGAAGCCGCCGCCCCACCUCCCAUUGCACAAUAAAAUGGGCGAACUGCGGCUCCGCACCUACCGUGCAGUGCGCGCCUUCUUCUGCUACACGCCGAUCUCGUGGGGGCUCUCUGGCGGCGUCACCGACGUGGUUCCGGCAAGUCAGUGGCUGCGCAGUGCUGGCUUCGCCGGAACCUCUUAUCAGUCUCUCAAGGCGACGGCGACUGCAUCGGCGGUGGUGCUGACACCAAGCAACCGAGUGGUGCGUUGGCAGAGCGACCUCUUCACCUCCCUUCAGAUGACUUUCCAGCAACCUGCAGUGGACGAGAUCACCUCAGCCGUCAUGCACGUGGACGAGGUGCUAGGGCUCGAGGAGUCGAAGCUCUUCUACAUGAGUCCUGACGAGAUGGAUGUGAUGCGAGGCUUUGUGCAAUGUGGCCGCUUUCACCCUCGAAAGACCGCACUCGUACUGGAGUAUGCCUCCGGUCCUUACCGGGACAGCAGUGCCCCAUUCAUUCUCUACGGCGCCGGCUGCAUUGGCAAGGGCAGCAUCCUAUGCAACGUGGCGAGCCUACUGUGGGAGGGGCGGCCCAGCGUGGGCGGCGAGCUGCCAGCGCGCGUGGUCUGCCACAUUGUGGACAUCGACCACAGCAGCGUUGUGGUACUCUUGUACCGUCUCCUUCACCUCUUCGCCCCCGAGUGCACCCUUGAGUUCUUCAGCAUCGAUGCGCUGGCGGAGACGGUGCGGGAAGCCAUCCGCGCCUACGCUGGGCCAACGAUGGCUCUACUGCUAGGCCGCAUCGAUCUGCUCGACACCUGUGGGUGUCACUACAGCGUAUUGGCAGCGUGGAUGCCGCAUAUCCUGCCCCCGACGGUCCGCGUUGUAGUAUCGCUCAACACGGAGAGCCCGGUGCUUCCGCUGCUGCGUAAGCGCAUGCCUCAGCCCUUCGAGUGCUUGUGCUCGCCCAUGACGGAGCUCAACUCGGUGCAGCUCUUCAAGUCGUUCCUGAGGGAGAGCAACGUGGUGCUGCCUGGGAUGGGCAUGCGCGAGCUUAAGUCGCGCGAGGACCUCGCUAUCGCAGAGAAGAGUUACCUGCAGAAAGAGGAGGCCAUGUCGACAGUGUACCCCCGCCUGGCCUCGUCGUACCUGCACCACUUCUUGAACACGGGACGCCACGUUGAGUCGGAGUACGAGACGCACCAGCUGAUCGAGGGCGAGCUGCCACCGACAGUUGCCGGGCUGGUGCAGUCGCUGCAUGACAAGGCCGCGAUGCUGUAUCCGCAGGUUACCGUGGAGACGCUACUCGCACUGGUUGCUCUGGCUCCCUUGCCAGCGACAGAGCUGGUGUUCAUCUGCGAGGACCUGAACUCAUGCCCCCGCCACACUGCCCUGUCCACCUUGCUGGUGUUGUCAGACAUGGGCCUCCUUCUGUGGCGCCAAGAUGCCACUGCCCAUGUCGCCCACCCGAUUCUGAAGAUGCUCUUCCUUGAUCUCUACAGCGAGCACGUGCCGCGGCUCAGUGUGCUUCUCGAGUCUCACCUGUACAGACUCGUCAUUACCUACAGCACUGAGGUGCCGCAUGCGCUUUGGUACCUGGUGCCCUUGAUGAUAGAGAACGGCAACAUGCGGCAGGCAGGACAUCUCCUGCGCGACCCGGUGAUGAUGGAUGCCAUCUUGCGGCGCGGGCCGCUGCACCAGCUGCACGUGCUGGAUGCGUUCCUACGCCUCUUGCAGGCGCGAACGCUGCUGCGCGAGGUGGAAGCCCUUGGUGGCUCGCCUGUGCCUCCGGAGUUGGCCGAGGGCCCCCUCCUGCGCUGCCUGCACGAGGUGGCGAACUACUCCUCAGACCUCUACCAGACGGCACUGCUGCGCCGCUCGUUCUCUCCAUACGCCUCUGCAGCCGCCUCGACCAAAUGCAUCACACCGCAGGUGUUUCUGCAACCCUGUAACGAUGGCCAGGAAAACACCGCCGUGGUGUCGGCUCACAUGAGUGAGGCGUGCUUGUGGUGCCACUGCAGAGGCAGCUACGUGGUAGCAGCGACUAACGACGCCGUGUUCGUGUUUACCUCAGACCUCGGCAAGCCCAUUGCCGAGCUGCACAUGCCCUUUGAGCGGCAGCAGCCCAUCGUCGGUGUGCUUAUGGCAGCCGGCACACGCGUACUGGUGGCGAGCGAGACGCAAGUACUCGUCUGGGACUACGAAGGCAACUCGAACUUCCUCUUCGACGCCAUAAAAAUGGAGGCGCGGCCGGCGGACCUCCACCCGUUCGGCUCGUUGCUCGUGGCCACCAACACAGCCACACACCAGCUGUGUCUCAUUGAUGUUCUGCAGAAGCGCAUUGUGCGAGAGCUCCCAGACGUGGAGGAGGGAGUGCGCCAGCGUGGUUUUUUCUGCGGAAGCCAUCUACUGCUGCUGGGUCGUUGCUGUCUGUGGCUCUACGAUGAAGAGAUGAAGGAGCACGUCACCUUCCCCCACGAGAGCCUUGUGACCACCGUUGGCUGCAACCGUGACGGAUGCGUUUUGGUGUCGUACGCCGGCACGUACCUGCACGUGUGGACCUCCGUCGGCGACCUGCUGCAUCGCAUCGACGUUGGGCCGGAUCCGCUCGUGCAGCUGCGCAUGAGUGCCGCUGGCACCCGCUAUGUGACUCAGCAGGGCACUGUUCUGCAGGUGUGGUGCACUCUGACUGGAGCCUUAUGCAGCACCCUGCGCAACCCCUUCAUCGAGGACGCGGGCAUCGACUACUUUACAUUCACGGAAGACUCUGCGAAGGUGGUGGGGCGCGCUGGUCCUUACAUGGUCGUGUGGGACUCGCACAAGGGCAGGCUCAUAGGCGCCGAGUCGGCACCCGUGGGUCUCAUACAGCACCUGACAGUGCACGAUGCCAACGUGUUUGCAACCACCACCGCUGGCGACUUGUACUCGUGGUCGUUAGAGUGCGGACUCUCCUCUAUCGGUCAGGUCAAGGAGGGUCGGUGCACCACCAACAUUCUGCGUAACGCCAAGGUGUCGAGACAGUCGGUGCUGAGCGUCUCGACGAACCGCGCCGGGACUCUGCUUGUGACGAUGGAUGCGGUGCACUGCCUGCAGCUCUAUUCGCUCACCACCGGGGCACCGAUCGAGCACGCCAUCGGUCGAGUACGGUGCGCGGUGGCGGCGGGGCUUGACACGGUAGCCUUUAUGCCGUGCGAGGCGACCUCUCUCUGCUUCUACUUUCUAAGAGGGGAGAGCCAUCUCUGCGAACGUACGUUCCCCAAGACCGCCCUACCAGAUGCAGACUACGCUCUCUACGUUUCCCCUGACGAGCUCUACGUCGCCGUCACGCUCCAUCAGCACCACCACAGUCGUAUGCUUAUCUACGAGGUCGAGGGGGGCGACUCCAUGUUGUGUCAGCUGCUGGGCCACGCAGGUCGAAUCAUCGAGGUGAACUUCUUUGGCAGUUUCGCCUUUACGGUGGGUGAAAACGACGCGUGCGUGCGGCUCUGGAAUCUCGCGCGCAAGGCGGAGCGUACGUCCUACACACACACUUGCCCGCUGGUAGCUGCCGCCGGCAACGGAUCGGGGCUACUUUUCUGCGUAGACGCCGAGGGAGCAGUGUUGCGUUUGCAUGUGGAUAACAUAAUCUCUGUGAAUCAUACCAGCCUCGUGGCGACGAGGCUGGGGUUGCACGCUGCUGUGCCGUCUGUGCAGGCAAGUGCCAUCCUCCAACUGUCCGUGUGUAGCAAUCAUCUCAUCCUGGUCCGGGCCAACGGUGAGCUGCUGCUGGUGGACACACUGCGCGACGACAUCGGCCACCGCGUUCCCUUCCUCGAUUGCCGCUGCCUGUGUAUGUCCACCAUCAACGGCGCCCCUGCGCUCCUCACCGGCCACAUCAGCGGAAAAGUGAUACUGAACUCGCUGUUGCACGCGGGCGUCACGGAGCAGAGUUGCAGGGGUGCUGGACGAUAA